Molecule: messenger RNA, 1944 nt
Organism: Camellia sinensis
Lineage: Eukaryota; Viridiplantae; Streptophyta; Magnoliopsida; Ericales; Theaceae
Source: RefSeq, a predicted model, not a curated record
GUUAUGACCAAUGAGAGAUUACCAACUCUUUGAUUAUGGGUUGGCUUAUUCAUUCAAUGGUGCCAGACAUUGGCGAGGGCUACUUAUCUAUGGAGACUGCCUAAGAUAUUUGGGAUACUGUGGCUACCACCUAUUCCUACAAAGGGAAUUUCUCACAAGCAUUUGAGUUACACCACUCUAUUGGGAGCUCUGUUCAGGGGGAGCAAACGGUUCUUCAGUACUUCACCUUCCUCACCAAUGGAUGGAAACGCCUUGAUCACCUGCAGGACUAUAAGCCUGUUUGCACUGUCGAUUUAGUCGGGUAUCGGAAGUUUGUUGCACAGGAAAAGGUCUUCAAGUUUCUGGCCGGUCUUAAUGUGGAGUAUGAUCCGGUUCGGAGUCGGGUUCUGAGUAUGGACACCCUUCCUUCACUUCAGGAGGCAUUUGCCUAUGUACAAAAUGAGGAGAGUCGGCUGCUAUGAUGUCCCUUGUCUUUACCGACCGCUCAGCAUUACUGUCUACCUAUAGUGAUGGCCUCAGCCUGACUCCUAUCCCUCCGUCUGCCGCCAAGGAGUUUGUAUUCUGUGAUUACUGUAAAAAGCCGCGGCAUACUCGUGAGACGUAUUAGAAGCUUUAUGAGAUUCCAUCCAGGGGUCGAGGUGAUCGGUCAGGUACUAGAGGAGGUCGGUCAGGCCAGUCUCGAGGACGUGGCUCCUAUCCACGAGCUCAUCAGUCUAGUGCCGUUGAUACACUUGAUGAUACUUUCGCUUCCAUUGGCCAGGCUUCUAAUGGUCUUUAUGGCAUGACUACCCCUGAGCUUAAGGAUGCUCUAUGUCACUUGUUGGACCGCCAGUCUUCUACUGCUCUCAGUACAUCGUCAUCGUUGUUUGCCCGCUCAGUUAACUUAGCCUUUUCUCCUCGUGUUUUCCUGUCUCAUAAGUCUUUGCCCUGGAUUAUUGAUUCUGGUGCCUUAGAUCAUAUGUCUGGAUUCUCUGACCUUUUCUCUGCCUAUAAGCCAUCUUUAGGUCAGGACAAAGUUAGGAUUGCAGAUGGUACUGUUUCUUCCAUUUCUGGAAAAGGACCUUGUCACGUGGAGGACAAUUGGCAGUAGUAGUGCAAAAAAUGGUCUCUACUUCCUAGAUCAACCUGAUAAGCUUGCUCAUUCUUUCACCGCGAGUCGUAUUACCUAAGAUGAUUUAUGGCUGUGGUAUUGACGUCUUAGGCAUCCUUCUUUUUAUUUACUUAAGCAUUUAUUUUCAUCUAGUUUCGUAAACAAUAAUGUGUCUGAUUUUCUUUGUAAGUCUUGUCAAAUUGGAAAACAACACAAAGCUUUUUUUGCUCACAGUUUUAAUAAAAGUUUAGUUCAUUUUUCAUUAAUACAUUCUGAUGUUUGGGGUCCCUCUCGUGUUAUGUCUGUAAAAGGUCAUCGAUGGUUUGUUACAUUUAUUGAUGAUUUUUCUCGUUCUACUUGUGUGUUUCUCAUGAAAGACGAGUGAGAUUUUCUCUGUGUUCCGCAAUUUUCAUCAGUUGAUUUGUACUCAGUUUUGGGCCACCGUCAAAAUAGUCCGUUUUGAUAAUGGGGGUGAAUACAUAGAUUCUGGGUUAGGGCAAUAUUUUUCUACUCAUGGCAUUAUCCAUCAGACCUCUUGCACCAAUACCCCUCAACAAAAUGGGGUGGCGGAACGCAAGAAUUGCCAUCUUCUUGAGAUGGCUCGAUGCAUGUGUUUUUCUAUGAGUGUGCCUCGAUCCUACUGGGGCGACGCUGUUCUCACUGUUACCCAUCUUAUUAAUCGUCUUCCUACCCAGGUCUUGCAAAAACAAGCUCCUCUUGAAGUCCUCCUCGGUUCCCACUCCUUGUUUUCUAUUCCUCCCAAAAUAUUUGGUUGUGUUUGUUUUGUCCAUAAUUACUCUCCCAUUUGUGGUAAGUUGGUUCCUCGCUCCCUUAAUGUGUUUUCCUUAGUUACU